Messenger RNA from Styela clava, 1962 nucleotides. The record is from RefSeq and is a predicted model, not a curated record. NCBI's taxonomy places the organism in Eukaryota, Metazoa, Chordata, Ascidiacea, Stolidobranchia, Styelidae.
AAUGGGAUAUUUUUUGUGAAUAUUCUAGUCUUGGGUGUUUUCACCACGCCGUGUCUGGUAAUGACGCACCAACAUAGUCCCAAACACUUUCCAAGGAGAUGCAUAGUGGAAGAUAGAAAUAAAGUAGAUUGUGGAUAUCCCGGAAUACCUCGAGAAUACUGCUUAGCGGCAUAUUGUUGUUACGAUAAUACAACAACAAUAAAAGGCGUCGCCUGGUGUUAUAAAUCGUCAACUGAUAAUGGACUGACAAAAGCUGCCAUUGUUUUAUUAGCACGAGAUGGCGUUCCAUUUGAUGUACUCAGCGCUUUGUACGUGGAAAAAUAUCCUGGUUCGGAAUGGUUACUGGCUUUUAAAGAUGGAAAAAUUGACACCAAGCGAUUGUUACUGCUUGUAACCAGAGAUCGAAAAGCUUCAUUGAAUCCAUUCGUUGGGGAUAUUCUUGCAGGAAAAAAUCCUCUUGAUCGAGUGUUAGACCGAGCCGCUAGCGCUGCAGGAUUGGAUCGAACUACGCUAGAUCUUUUAAUUGAUAAAAAUUAUGGAGCUGUCCUGAGACAUCUAAUUGCACUUGCACAUGCAAAAAACAACAACACAUACUUUCCUGCAGAAACACUAAACAGACUUCUAUCGGGCAAAAAAGAUAAUCUCGGUGUAUAUAUGGUUAAUUACUACACCAAUAUUGUUCUACCAUAUGACCAAAAAGGGAAUCCAUUUCGAGACGCUUUCUACAGAUCUUUGUUUGCCGGAAAAGUUGAGGAUGCAAUAAUGUGGUCUUAUCUAUAUUCCAUUCAUAGUGAAUACCCACAGGAGGCAUUUUAUCCAAAUAAUACAAGAACAUUUGUUGGCGUGAUUGAAGAAUUUCAAAACAAAACUGAUAAAUUUAACAGGACGGAAUAUGAUAAAGUAGGAUUGGGAAUAAACAAUGAAUUUCAUAAAGGAAGUUCAUUUGAAGAUGUAUUUGGAGAAAAGGCCACCGAUUACGUCUGUGAGAACCACCCGGAAUACUUGCAAAUUCCUUGUCAAAAGUUAUAUGGAAGAGUAAUCGUAACAAGAGAGCAAUGCUAUGACGCUGGUUGCUGUCUUGAAAGAGAACAAAGGUCAAAAAACGGAAGAAAGAGAAGACGAAUAUGUUUUGAAAAUUAUUUAGGGAAUAUUGGUUUGAGACUUGCUUUCUCUGACGAAACUACAGAAGACAUGUAUAACUUUUUUCGAUUUGCAAGAAAAAAUUUCAUACCAUGGAUUCCAAACAAUCGAUUACCAGAAGCGUUUGAAAACUUUGUCGACAGUGGAAACACAAAUCCAUUCGACAACUUUUUCCCUACAUUAAUGCCGAUUGGGCCCCAUCCGUUGCGUCCAGAUUUUGUGUGGAAGCCGCACGCACCGACUGCUUUUCCUGCUCCAACUCGUCUACCAAACAGAUUUCUCGUUCCAACUGACGGAAGUUUAAUUAUAAAUGAACCUGAUAUCGAUGAUGAAGAGAAGGGCAUACUAACAUUUGGUUUCUUUGAGGACGAGUGUGAAGACGUUGAACCUGAAGAUCGAUUUCCGUGUAUUGAUAAUUCAGUCGCCCUCACUCGUGAAGGAGAGGAUGAAUGUGAUGAUUUGGAAUGCUGUUUUCAACCAGAUUACAGAAAUUUGUCAAUUCCAGCAUGUUUUCGAAGGAGAGAAUACGGGCAAUGCUACAAAGUGAAACCUCAAGAAAGAGAAGAAUGUGGAUUUUCGGGUAUAAACAGGACCACAUGCCUGGAGAACCCGCAAUGCUGUUACGACAGCACUGUUUCAUUGCAAAGUUUAUACAGCAGAGUACCAUGGUGCUACUACAAGAAAAAUGAAAUCAAUUAUGUUGUCAAUCGAAAAUCAUGUGUAGAAGUGAAAGGAUGUUGUUAUGAAAAAUUCAAGCUAUCAGCACUGGAUCGAAUUAUCGGAAUUGAAGAACCCCCACCAUGUUUCAAAGGCUUAGGUUAG